GCUCGUGCGGCGGAAGCGGCGGGGAGGCGCGAUGUCGCGGGCGGAGCGGCCGGCGCUGUGGCGCGACUCCCCGAACUGCCCCGACCUGUUGCGGGAUGGGGCCGGCGCCUCGCCGCACUCCCCGUUUUACUGCAGCUUCUUCGAGGAUGAGUGCCGCGCCAUCGCCGCCCGCCUGCUCGCGGGCUCCGCCGCCGCUCCCGGUCCUUCUCCCGACCCGGCGGAUAUCGGCGUGCCGUGGUCGCCCUCCGCCGGUCUCGUCACCUCCACGCCCCUCGAGUCCUCGCCGCUCCCCGCCGCGGGCAGCCCGCCCGGAUCCGCCUUCCUCAGCCGCUCUCGCGGGGCUCCGCGGCGCCUCGUUUUGCCCCGUGCCUCGGGAUGCUCCCGCCUGGCCCGCCCGCAGCCCCGCAGGGUCGGGCGGGUCCCCCCUGGCCGGCUCCCUGCCCGCUCCCCGGGCCGCGCUGCUGGAAAGCCAUCCCUGGCCCGGCGGGCAUCUGCGGGGCCGGAGCCGCGAGGGGCUGGCAAAGGGCCCGGUGCCCCCGCUACCGAGCUGCCCGUGCCCCCAGGUGCCAAGCUGAAGGCGAUGCCGGCUGCCAGGUCCAGGCUGCGGCAUCCCACCAACGGGGCCUCGCAGCUGGCACUGCCGUGCACCGGGCCCAAGGCUUCGCACCGGGACAAAGCGACAGAAACUGCUGGCAAGGCUGGGGGCCGCAGUCAGCUCCCUCGGAGGCUUCCCACCGCGAUUCCUAUCUUGGCUUCUCGCUCCCGAUUGCAGCCAGCGGGAAAAGUGGCUUCCUCCAAGCACGCUUACCUAGAAUUGCCUCUUCAGGAACCGGUGUGCAAUAGGACCCGAGACCUGAUGGAAAAUGCUUGUCUGGAGCAGCUCUGUGUCCUGACUGAAGAGAGGCUGGAGGCUGUGGCAGUUACAUUUCUAGUGAAAACUCUUUUUACAGAUAAAGCCAACCAGACGUGGGUGUGUGUGGGGUCCCCUUAUCUCAGUGCACUGCACCCUGGCUGUGGGGAUGCAGCCUGUGCUGCGCAGCCUGCAGGUUGCCAGCUGUCCCAGGAGCUGGAGCACAUGAAAAAGGAGCUGGAACGAGUGAAAGGGGAGCUAGCCGAUAAGACCGCCCAGUGUGAAGCCUAUUGUCAGACAAUCUCCUCCUUGCAGGCUCAGCUCAGAGCAGCAGGAAUCUGUCCAGAAGAUGCUGCAGAGGAUAAGAACAGCGUCUGGGAGAGAAACUGACAGCUUCCCCCAACACAUGGGACAGAUGGCACAGACCUGUCCAGUGCGCUUGCUGUCUGCUCUUGGAGGGCCAGUGCUCUGUGCUACCUGCUCUUCUCCAAGGGGCUGGGCAGAAAGGAGCUCUUCCUCAG
Lagopus muta (rock ptarmigan) is the source of this 1371-nucleotide messenger RNA. RefSeq names its product translation initiation factor IF-2-like. The coding region runs from base 32 to 1240 and encodes 402 amino acids. NCBI's taxonomy places the organism in Eukaryota, Metazoa, Chordata, Aves, Galliformes, Phasianidae. The transcript has 9 exons. The record is from RefSeq and is a predicted model, not a curated record.